UUUCAUUGAAAAAGAAGAAAAUCUGUCUUAGUUGAAAUCAUUGGCUUGCACAAGCAGCGAUACUAAGAUCCAUAAAUCUGGAACUCUCGUUUUCGUUCGGAAGCAAUAUGCCGCACACAAGGAUGGCGCACCAAGACACCCACAAUCCCACAAAGAGAAGAAAAUUCCAUCGCCGAAUUGCCAUGGCCCCACUUGGAAAGGCCACGGUUGGCAUGGCAAGAUCCGUGAUGGAGCAGAAAAAGGCUGCGUACCMCAAAACGUCCAAGAGACCACCCGCCCAUAGCAAAACUCCAGGGGAGACAAUCCGUGCCAGCUGGUGAAAGAAGAACAAGACGAGCGUAAAUAGAUUGAUGGGAAGGUACAUCUGGGCGAGCGCUGUCUUGUACUUGUCAUGUAAGUAAUUGAUUCCCGGCACCCCAAUGUAGAAACCUCCCGUCCAUCCCAGGAGAGGGAUUCCCACAAAGGUUGCAAUUGGCCAGAAAAGCCCAAUGGGCGCCCACCAGUUGUCAUAUUCGCGAAAGACUACUCGCUCUUGGGCCAGAAGAUGGGCGAGAGCAAAGCGUACUGCCAAAAGGAAGUAGACGGCUAAAAACACCCACCCGGCAAAUUUCGCCUUUACACCGUUGUCGCACGACAUGAUCCAGAAACAGAUCCAGUAUACCGAAGGCAGUAUUCCGGAAAUGAGGCACGCAAUGAUUCCCUUUUGUGUCUCAAAGGCAUCCGCCUCAGCGUGCUCCUCUUCUGUCUUGGCGUAUCGCUUCACAAAUUGGCAAGGCAAAGUAUGGUUUCCGGUCAAGAUGAUCUGCACAUAUCCCACGAGGCCGAACCGACGGAUCAGGUCAUGGGUCGGAGAAUAUCGAAAGCCAUUCCGAUCGGAGAAGAGCCACGAGGGCGAAUUCCAGGUAUCUGUGUCCUGAAGAAUAAUUUCGUCGAAAUCUUCGGGCGAAAAUUCUUCACACUUUCCUUCCAUGACAUGCUUGCCCAGAGUCUUAGCGAUUCCCUUCUUUUGGUGCUUGGAGCUCACGCAAACAACCGUGAGGAUGCCGACCUUCUUGCGAGAGAGACCAAUAGUCAAUGGAGAUUGGCCCAAAAAGUAUCCCACCACCUUGCCAUUCUCGUCGAGUGCCACAACUCCGAAAAACAGACAAUAAAACAAAGCUGCAAUAGAGCAGAGGACAUUUUCCGGAAAGGGGAAUUCCACAGCAGUCAAGAGGAGAACACCGAGCGCGUGCUUCUUUUCGUAGGGCACACAUCGUAUCCCUCGCGAGGUAUUGUCAUGGGCGAUCGGAAGACCGGUUUCUUCUUCUUGGACGGUUGGAUCCAUGAUUGUUUGGAUGAGUUGAUUUGAAUGAUUUAGCUCUAGAACGAACUUUUUAGAUUGAGUGCCAAUCUAUUUUGUGAUGCGAUGUGCUUUGCCGUAACUGGAAAAAAGAACCGCAGAAUCUCGAGCCACGAAUCAAAAAUCAUGCGGUUCGCUCUCACCGAACACGAAUCAAAUAUCAAGGGGUUCGCUCUCACCGAAAAAGAUAUAAAAGCUACGUAGUACUAAGUACGGGAGCCGUAGGAAAUGCAGCAACUAUCACACAUGCGCGCAUCUUGAAUAAGU
Molecule: messenger RNA, 1606 nt
Organism: Pseudo-nitzschia multistriata
Lineage: Eukaryota; Bacillariophyta; Bacillariophyceae; Bacillariales; Bacillariaceae
Source: the annotation of a GenBank genome assembly